ACUCAUUACGCAGGAAUACUGCGUACCAACACAGAGGAUAGCAGUAAGAAAAUACGCGAUAUAAAUCUCAUCGAAUCGGCAUAAAAAAGGACUAACAAAAACAGGACCGGUUUGUUUUGAUUUAUAAAAGUGAUUCACUUCGGAAACUGUCAUCAACUUUCGUCACUGGGGCUUCUUAUUUUCAAGAGAAGAUGUUGAAAGUUUACCUCAUGCUGGUUUUGUCUGUGGCUGCUGCUGUUUUCGCUGAGUCGGUACGAGAAACGGAAACAUGGGUACCUCUGAAAAACAAGUCACCCCAUGAGGAUCUGGAGACUUCCGGCGACUCUCCGAAUGAAGAUUUUGAGUUUGCUGAUUUAAACCCAACUGACGAUGAGGAUAGCUUUGAUGACGAUGAUGAUGAAGAUGAUGAUGAUGAUGAUUAUGAUGGCUCAGGCUCUGGGUUUUUAGAAGAACCCAUAGACAGCAAGACUGGUCUCUUCAAUAGUAACCAGAUCCCUGAUUUUAAGGGUCCAUUUGAACCAAGGCCAACUGUCAAUAACGAUGUUUUGGUUAAAAACAAUGAGGUCGGCUUGCCUGGAGCACCAAACCAAGACAAUGACCAGCUCAGCAAUGUGCUCAUGACCCAUGCUGGAGAUGACAACUUGUUAAACAACACAGAGGUGCUUGCAGCUGUUAUUGCGGGCGGAGCAGUUGGUCUGGUCUUCGCCAUCCUCCUCAUCGUCCUGCUGGUUCACUUCGUUCUCCGCAUCAAGAAGAAAGACGAAGGAAGUUACGACCUGGGCAAGACGCCCAUCUACAAGAAAGCUCCUACCACAGAAUUCUAUGCAUGAGCAUCCACACCCUUACAUACCUUCUCUGCCUCUCUUUUGAACUAUAAGCUCACACAGUGCCUCGGCCCGACGGGCCGCCGCCAACCUCUCACAUACCACGAAAACCACAGAAGGACCUCACACAAAUAAUUCACUCUGCCUGGACAUUUGCAUUGAAAUCUUAAAGCGACUCGGAGGGGAUAGCGUCUGUUGCCAAACCGCUCGAUUCAAAAGAAGUUCUUGUCUUGUUCUCUCACACUUACUGCCUUUUCACCACGUGGCCCAUUGUGUCCAUUAUAUAUUUUUAAAUAAAACACUACAAGGUGCAAUGGAGCCAUUCACAGGUUAAAGGCUUUGGAUUGACCAUUGAACCAGCCGUUAUGAAAAACAGUCCGUGUCACGAUCGGUGCUUCAGAAAGGGAUGGUUACUGUAGCCUUUUACGUUAUCAGAUGUCUUUUGUUUUUAAAUCUGUGUGAUGUUAAACUUUUUUUAUUUCCUUAUUAAAACAUCAGAGGUGGAACCAAAUUGAGGGCAUGCAGUAUAUGUUUGAAACUUUUCUGUGAAUUCUGUGAGAGCAAAGCUGAAAUCGGUGUGCUAGACUAAUGUAUACUCAUUUCAACCAUGGUGUUAUGGUACAUUCCUCAUAUCUGUAUCUCAUUGCUGUGUUGGUUUUGUGCGACGAGAGACUUAGUACUGCUAACUAUAGUGCUGCUUGACUGCCAGCUAAGCUCCUUUAACAGGUACAGAUGUUGAUUGAGAAUCGGCUCACUUUAAACAGACUUUGUACAUCCAGGGAUCUGUAUAUAGCCAUUUGAAUAAAAUGUAAAACUUUGGUACUUAGCCAUUUCUUGACAGCCUUUUAUUUACCAAAUAUUUAAAUGCCAAAAUCGUUUUUAUUGUUCUUAUAUCUCAUCCCGGUAUUCGCUUUUGGCGUAAAACCUGUUCGUGAAACGCAGAUGCUUUGCGUCUGUAUCUUUCGAAAACAUUUAUGGAAAAUGUUUUGUUUGAGAACAAUGACCAAUGCUAGUACUAACUUUUUUUUUUCAGUGUUUUUGUAGAUGUUCUUAAUUCCUUUUUUAUUUUACAUUUUUUGGUAUUAAUUUAACUGUCAUAUUUUAUUGCCUGCCUUCAGGUCGGGGGUGUUGCUCCCCCUUCUCAGCUAUUGUACAUGUGAUAAUUUUAUUUUAUUUUUUUUGGUUUUUAGAUUUAUUUUAUAUACCAUAGUGCAAAAAAUUCAAAGGCUGUUAGUCUUUUGACAAGAUUUUUUUUUUUAAGAGUUUCUAUUUCUUUUAGACUUUUUAAGCCGAAUCUAUUUAUGUUUUGUAGAAGGAUGUUCUGGAUUAGUUAAGGGGAACGUGAAUGAGCUGUGCAUUACUAGCAUGGUGUAAAAUGAUUAAAAAAAGAAAAGAGAAAAAUCUGCUGCUUUGUUUGGUCACAUCCAGAUGAAAUCACUGAUCUAAUGUUGAAGUCAAUGAAUCAUUGAUUUUUGCAUGCAGAUUCUGAUCUGUUGAAAAUAAAGCUAUUUUAUGCACAUAA
This is a messenger RNA of Sinocyclocheilus rhinocerous, 2346 nucleotides long. Its product is annotated as syndecan-4-like. Gene Ontology annotation, biological process: cell migration. Gene Ontology annotation, cellular component: membrane; cell surface. The record is from RefSeq and is a predicted model, not a curated record. The transcript has 4 exons. The coding region runs from base 192 to 830 and encodes 212 amino acids. NCBI's taxonomy places the organism in Eukaryota, Metazoa, Chordata, Actinopteri, Cypriniformes, Cyprinidae.